GAACAAAGCAAGCCAGAAUGGACAUUUACGACACUCAAACCUUGGGGGUUGUGGUCUUUGGUGGAUUCAUGGUUGUUUCUGCCAUUGGCAUCUUCCUGGUGUCGACCUUUUCCAUGAAGGAGACAUCAUAUGAAGAAGCUCUAGCCAACCAGCGCAAGGAGAUGGCAAAAACUCAUAACCAGAAAGUAGAGAAGAAAAAGAAGGAGAAAACAGUGGAGAAGAAAGGAAAGACCAAGAAAAAGGAAGAGAAACCCAAUGGGAAGAUACCUGACCAUGAGCCAGCCCCAAACAUGACCAUCCUCCUCAGAGACCCAGUGCGGGCACCUGCAGUGGCUGUGGCUCCAACCCCAGUCCAUUCCCCUGUGGUCAUUACCCCUAUAGCCACGGUAUCAGCCAUGCCCCAAGAGAAGCUGGUCUCCUCUCCUAGGGACAAAAGGAAGAAAGAGAAAAAAGUAGCAAAAGUGGAACCAGGAGUCAGUUCUGUAGUGAAUUCUGUCCAGGUUCUUGCCUCAAAGGCUGCCAUCUUGGAAACUGCUCCUAAGGAGGUGCCUAUGGUGGUUGUGCCCCCAGUGGGGUCUAAGGCCACUGGUGCUGUUCAGGGCAAAAGGGCAGAAGGGACCCAGAACCAGGGCAAAAAGGCAGAGGGAACCCUAAACCAGAGCAAAAAGGCAGAGGGAGCCCAAAAUCAUGGCAAAAAGGUAGAAGGGGUUUCAAACCAGGGCAAAAAGGCAGAGGGGGCUCAGAACCAAGGCAAAAAGGCAGAGGGGGCCCAGAACCAGGGCAAAAAGGCAGAAGGGGGCCAGAACCAGGGCAAAAAGGCAGAAGGGGGCCAGAACCAGGGCAAAAAGGCAGAGGGGGUCUCUAACCAGGGUAAAAAGGCUGAAGGGACCUCCAACCAGGGCAAAAAGGUAGAGGGGGCCCCCAACCAGGGCAAAAAGGUAGAGGGGACCCCCAACCAGGGCAAAAAGGCAGAAGGGGCCCCCAACCAGGGCAAAAAAGUGGAGGGGGCCCAGAAUCAGGGUAAAAAAGCAGAGGGGGCCCUCAACCAGGGCAAAAAAGUGGAGGGGGCCCAGAAUCAGGGUAAAAAAGCAGAAGGGGCCCCCAACCAGGGCAAAAAAGAGGAGGGGGUCCCAAACCAGGGCAAAAACGCAGAGGGGAGCCCCAACCAGGGCAAAAAGAUAGAAGUUCAGAAUCAGAGCAAAAAGGUGGAGGGAACUCCCAAUCAGGGUAGAAAGGCAGAGGGAGCCCAGAACCAGGGCAAAAAGGCAGAGGGAGCCCCUAACCAGGACAGAAAUGCUGAUGGGACUCCCAUCCAGGGUAAAAAGGCAGAGGGUGUCCCUAACCAGGGCAGAAAGGCAGAGGGGGCCCAGAAUCAGGGCAAAAAGGCAGAGGGAGCUCCCAACCAGGGCAAGAAGGCAGAGGGUGCUCCCAACCAGGGCAAAAAGGCAGACGGGGCUCCCAACCAGGGCAAAAAGGCAGAUGGGGCUCCCAACCAGGGCAAAAAGGCAGAAGUGGCUCCCAACCAGAGUAGAAAGUCAGAGGGGGCCCCCAACCAGGGCAAAAAGUCAGAGGGGGUUCUCAACCAGGGCAAAAAGGCAGAGGGAGCCCAGAAUCAGGACAAAAAGGCAGAGGGGGCCCAGAAUCAGGGCAAAAAGGCAGAGGGUGCCCAGAAUCAGGGCAAAAAGGCAGAUUCAGUCACUAAUCAGGGCACAAAGGCGGAGGGUGUUGCUAACCAGGGGAAAAAGGCAAAUGGGGCAUCCAAUCAAGGCAAGAAGGCAGAAGGAACCCCAAACCAGGGCAAAAAGUCAGAAGGGUCCUCCAACCAGGGCAAAAAGGUGGACGUGUCUGCCAAUCAGGGUAAAAAAGCAGAGUCAGCUCCUAACCAGGGCAAAAAUGCAGAUAUGGUUCAGAGCCAGGAGGUGCCAAAGCAAGAGGCUCCUGCAAAGAAGAAGUCUGGUUCAAAGAAGAAAGGUGAGCCUGGGCCCCUGAACACCGACAGUCCUCUCUACCUCCCCUACAAGACGCUGGUCUCCACGGUCGGAAGUAUGGUGUUCAACGAGGGCGAGGCCCAACGGCUAAUUGAGAUCUUAUCUGAGAAAGCUGGUGUCAUUCAGGACACCUGGCAUAAGGCCACUCAGAAGGGCGACCCUGUGGCGAUUUUGAAACGCCAACUGGAAGAGAAGGAAAAGCUGCUGGCCACAGAGCAGGAAGAUGCGGCUGUUGCCAAGAGCAAACUGAGGGAACUCAAUAAGGAGCUUGCAGCAGAAAAGGCCAAGGCAGCAGCUGGGGAGGCCAAGGUGAAAAAGCAACUGGUGGCCAGGGAGCAGGAGAUCACAGCUGUGCAGGCUCGAAUGCAGGCCAGCUACCGGGAGCACAUGAAGGAGGUGCAACAGCUGCAGGGCAAGAUCCGAACUCUUCAGGAGCAACUGGAGAAUGGCCCCAACACACAGCUGGCCCGUCUGCAGCAAGAGAACUCCAUCCUGAGAGACGCCUUGAACCAAGCCACAAGCCAGGUGGAGAGCAAGCAGAAUGCGGAGCUGGCAAAGCUCCGGCAGGAGCUUAGCAAGGUCAGCAAGGAGCUGGUGGAGAAGUCGGAGGCAGCACGGCAAGAGGAGCAGCAGCGGAAAGUUCUGGAGGCCAAAACAGCUGCUUUUGAGAAGCAGGUCCUGCAGUUGCAGGCAUCUCACAAGGAGAGUGAGGAGGCCCUGCAGAAGCGUCUGGACGAGGUCAGCCGGGAGCUUUGCCGCUCACAGACCAGCCAUGCCAGCCUUCGGGCAGAUGCUGAGAAGGCCCAUGAACAGCAGCAGCAGCUGGCUGAGCUGCACAGCAAGUUACAGUCCUCUGAGGCAGAGGUGAAGAGCAAAUGCGAGGAGCUGAGUGGUCUACAUGGGCAGCUCAAGGAGUCCAGGGCAGAAAAUUCACAGCUCAAAGAGAGAAUCCGGUCCAUCGAGGUCCUGCUGGAGGCAGGCCAGGCCCGGGAUGCCCAGGAUGCCCAGGCUAGCCAAGUGGAGGCCGACCAGCAGCAGGCACGCCUCAAGGAGCUAGAGUCCCAGGUGUGGUGUCUGGAAAAGGAGGCCACCGAGCUCAAGGAAGUGGUUGAGCAGCAGAAAGUGAAGAACAAUGACCUCCGAGAGAAGAACUGGAAGGCGAUGGAGGCACUGGCUUCAUCUGAGAGAGCCUUUGAGGAAAAGCUGCGCUCCCUGACCCAGGCCAAGGAGGAAUCCGAAAAGCAGCUCACCCUGACGGAGGCACAGACCAAGGAGGCCCUGCUGACUUUGCUCCCAGCGCUUUCUAAUUCAGCCCAUCAGAAUUACACUGAGUGGCUCCAGGAACUCCGAGAGAGAGGCCCGGAGCUGCUGAAGCACCCGCCGGUGAACACAGAGCUGCCCUCUGACCUGGCCUCUAAGCUGAGGGAGGCUGAGGAGACCCAGAGCAGCUUGCAGGCCGAGUGUGACCAGUACCGCACUAUUCUGGCAGAGACAGAGGGCAUGCUCAGACACCUGCAGAAGAGUGUGGAGGAGGAAGAGCAGGUGUGGAAGGCCAAAGUCAGCACCAUGGAGGAGGAGCUCCAAAAGUCACGAGUAACAGUGAAACAUCUCGAAGAGAUUAUAGAGAAGCUAAAGGGAGAACUUGAGAGUUCAGAUCAGGUGAGGGAGCACACCUCGCAUCUGGAAGCAGAGCUGGAGAAGCACAUGGCAGCCGCGAGCGCUGAGUGCCAGAGCUAUGCCAAGGAGUUGAGGCAACUUUUAUUAGAAUCUCAAUCUCAGCUGGAUGCAGCCAAGAGCGAAGCCCAGAAACAGAGCAGUGAACUUGCCCUGGUCAGGCAGCAGUUGAGUGAGAUGAAGAGCCACGUAGAGGAUGGUGACGUAGCUGGGUCUCCAGCUGCUCCCCCAGAGGCCCCCCCAGCAGAGCAGGACCCUGUCGAGCUGAAAAUGCAGUUGGAGCGGACAGAAGCCAUUCUGGAGGAUGAGCAGAUGCAGCGACAGAAGCUCACAGCCGAGUUUGAAGAGGCUCAGAAUGCGGCAUGUAGGCUACAGGAGGAAUUGGAGAAGCUUCGAGCCAGGCCCCUCGAGUCUGCAGAAGCAGAGGCAGCCGCACAGCUGAAGGAGAGACUAGAAAAAGAGAAGAAGUUAACGAGUGACCUGGGACGUGCUGCCACCAAAUUACAGGAGCUCUUGAAGACAACCCAGGAGCAUCUGGCAAAGGAGAAAGACACAGUGAAGAAGUUGCAGGAGCAGCUGGACAAAACAGAGGACGGUAGCAGCUCAAAGGAGGGCACCUCUGUCUGAGUCUCCUCUGCGGAAAAAGAAGUUACUGUUCAACUUACCAAAAUGCCUUAUACAUUCCUUACAAAUACACAAGCCGACACAGCGUUAUCCAGGUCCAACUCCGGUGGCUCUGAGAGAAGCCAUUACAGACAAGAGUCUCUUAGAACCACAGAAAUAGAUCUUCCAGACCCCCACUUUGUAAGAGAACCUGUCACAUUCGAUAAACACUAUUCCCCAGGACCAGCCCUGGACCACUGCAGAGCAGACACCAAAGCCCUUAUCAGCUGUGACAGACCCCAGGGUGUGUGCUGGGGAGGCCGGGACCUCUGGCUGUCUGUAUGUCGAGAUCAGUGCAAUUGUUUUGUCUUUCAGUAGGUCGGGGGUUGGGAGGCGGGUGGACCAGAUGGUGAGUCUCAAAGGCUGUGGCACAGACUGGAGGGGCCUAGCCCAGCCCAACAAGGCAGCAGCCCCUCACCCCUGGAAGAAGUUACCAACCAGAACUGAUGUGUGACCUCCUGGAUGUUAAUGCCAUUAAAACCAACAUUGUCGUCUGGC
Molossus molossus (Pallas's mastiff bat) is the source of this 4823-nucleotide messenger RNA. RefSeq names its product ribosome binding protein 1 (gene RRBP1). The transcript is spliced from 23 exons. Bases 18 to 4289 code for a protein of 1423 amino acids. Lineage: Eukaryota; Metazoa; Chordata; Mammalia; Chiroptera; Molossidae. Gene Ontology annotation, biological process: protein transport. The record is from RefSeq and is a predicted model, not a curated record. Gene Ontology annotation, cellular component: endoplasmic reticulum membrane.